This is a messenger RNA of Penicillium brasilianum, 2445 nucleotides long. NCBI's taxonomy places the organism in Eukaryota, Fungi, Ascomycota, Eurotiomycetes, Eurotiales, Aspergillaceae. The record is from the annotation of a GenBank genome assembly.
AUAAUCUGAUUCAAUUGUUCUUCCAGCCUAUAGUAUUUUCGCAUUGUUUCCCGUCUAAAGCAACUCCUUUCUUGGGUCUCGGGCCCUUUCUUGCAUUCCCCACAUACGCCAUCGGCUUCAUAUAUCUACCCUCCCCUCCCAACUCUGCUUCUCCCCUCCUCGGGCCGUCCUCUGAAUCAUAUUGCACAACACCGUCGCAAUUCCAUCAUGGCGACCAAAAAGCCCAACAUCCUCUACAUCAUGGCGGACCAGAUGGCCGCGCCAUUGCUGUCUCUGCACGACAAGAACUCGCCCAUCAAGACUCCUAAUUUGGACCGCUUGGCGAGUGAGGGUGUGGUCUUCGACUCGGCCUACUGUAACUCCCCUCUAUGUGCGCCCUCGCGCUUCGUCAUGGUGAGCGGUCAGCUGCCUUCAAAGAUCGGCGCGUACGAUAACGCUGCGGAUCUGCCCGCCGACACGCCCACUUACGCCCAUUACCUUCGUCGCGAGGGUUACCACACGGCUUUGGCGGGUAAGAUGCACUUUUGCGGCCCGGAUCAAUUGCAUGGCUAUGAACAGCGCUUGACGAGCGACAUAUAUCCCGGUGACUACGGCUGGUCGGUCAACUGGGACGAGCCGGAAAUCCGCCAGGAUUACUAUCACAACAUGUCAUCCGUCAUGGAAGCCGGCCCCGUCGUGCGCACCAACCAGCUUGACUUUGACGAGGAGGUCAUCUACAAAUCCCAGCAGUAUCUGUACGACCACGUGCGCCACCGCACCGACCAACCGUUCUGCUUGACCGUCUCUAUGACGCACCCCCACGACCCGUAUGCCAUGACCAAGGAGUUCUGGGAUCUGUACGAGAAUGUGGAAAUUCCACUGCCCAAGAAUGGCGCCAUCCCCCACGACCAGCAGGAUGCUCAUUCCCAGCGCGUGCUCAAGUGUAUCGACCUGUUCGGCAAGGAGAUGCCCGAUGAGCGCAUUCGCGCCGCCCGUCGCGCAUACUAUGCGGCCUGCACAUACGUUGACACCAACAUCGGCAAGCUUCUCAAGGUGCUCAAGGAUACCGGGUUGGACGAAGAUACCAUCAUUGUCUUCACGGGUGACCACGGUGACAUGCUCGGCGAGCGUGGAUUGUGGUACAAGAUGACCUGGUUUGAGAACUCGGCUCGCGUACCGAUGCUCUUCCACGCCCCAAAGAGAUUCGCUGCCAAGCGCGUGUCGGAGAAUGUCUCCACUAUGGACUUGUUGCCCACAUUCGCGGGUCUGGUCGGUGCGCCCCUCGUGCCGGGACUCCCGCUCGACGGUGUCUCCCUCGUGCCGUACUUGACCGGUGAAGACGGUCCUCGCACCGACACCGUGUACGGCGAGUACAUGGGUGAAGGCACCCAGGCCCCCUUGGUUAUGAUCCGCCGUGGUCGCUGGAAGUUCAUCUAUUCGACUAUCGACUCGCCCAUGCUGUUCGACCUGGUCAAUGAUCCAGAGGAGAAGAUCAACCUGGUCGCGGGUCUGCCUAUCCCAUCAGCGAUUAAACAUGCAGUCCCCAUCAAACCCGCCUCCGUCAACCCUCUAGACGUGCCGGCCAGUCUGCCCACUCCCUACGAUACUCCCCGCGUCUCGCCCAUCCCGCAACGCGCCUCCGAUGCCUCGGUCCAACAAUACCCCUUCCCAUCGCCUACACCCCCUCGCACUCCCAGCCCUGCCAAAUUCCCCGCGCUACCCGAUACCACGGAGCCGACCAAGCUGCUGGCCUAUUUCCUCGAGGAAACCCACAGUCGCUGGGAUCUGGAGGCUAUCCGACAGGAUGUUAUCCGGUCGCAGCGCCGCCGACGUCUGGUGUACUCUGCGUUGAUUCAGGGUACCCCCACCUUCUGGGAUCAUGAGCCCCGCGUGGAUCCUAGCAAGCAGUACGUGCGUAACCAGGGCAAGGGGGUGCUCGACGAUGUCGAGUUGAUCUCGCGUUGGCCGCGCGUGUUGCAGCAGGCUGCAACUGCGAAGGGUAUCUCUGCGUAAAGUGGAAGAUGCAUGGAGCAGCCGAGGUUGAGUCCAAUAGCGGGGCAUUCUGGCCGUGCCCGCGGUAGACGGAUGGCUCCGUGCGCAGUUUGAUCUGAUCUAAUCUGAUAUGAUCUUCAAAAAAAGACUGUACAAAAGAAAAGAUUCUCCCCCCUCCCAAAAUGUUUCUCUAUUUUCGCAUUGAUGACUUGAUUUUGACAUGACCAUUCAUUGCAUUUCGAGCAUUCCGCAUGGCCUCCUUCUUUUUGUUUGUUAUCGCUUCUGGGCAUAUCUCGUUUCUUUUUCUCUUCACAUCAUCUCAUCAGCGAGGCGCUAUACCCGGGAAUUACGAUUUCCUCUUUUAUGUUCAUAUUUGUUCAAUUGACCACGCAAUUUUGUAUCUCCAGGUUGAAAAUUUCGGGCUUUGCAAAUUCGUGGCAUACAUCUCAUAUCUUUUGUAUAUUUCAUUCCUUG